This is a messenger RNA of Brassica oleracea var. oleracea, 372 nucleotides long. Its product is annotated as putative F-box protein At5g15670. The transcript has a single exon. Bases 1 to 372 code for a protein of 123 amino acids. The record is from RefSeq and is a predicted model, not a curated record. NCBI's taxonomy places the organism in Eukaryota, Viridiplantae, Streptophyta, Magnoliopsida, Brassicales, Brassicaceae.
AUGGGUGAGAUCAUAUGUAACCCUUGCACCGGAAAGACCAUAUCUUUACCAAAGCUUGUCAAAACAACACCCGCUGCUAGGAGACGAAGGCUAGCCGACCGCUUUUUCGGAUAUGAUCCUGUCAAUAAUCAGUACAAAGUAUUGUGCAUCACCCAGUAUCUUGCACAACACGCAACACCGAAUCACUAUCAGAUAUUUACAUUGGGAGCUAAACCUAAAAGAUGGAGAUUCAUCGAUUGUGACAUUCCUCACACACAUUUGUCUGACGGUCUGUGUAUUGAUGGGUUUGUGUACUACAUUGCGAGGACGGACGCAAGAAUGAUGUGUCUGAUGAUGAGAUUCGAUUUGAACUCUGAGAAGUUUAAUAUCUAA